AUGUACUCACAACAAGCAGCAAUGGCGGCGUCAGCACCACAAAAGCCUGAGACUUUCAUGCUCAGCACCGAGGCUCAGCAAGCCUUACCGCAUGAUGCGCAAGUGGCAUUACAACAAGUUGAUAAUUUAAAAUAUUUCCUUAUUUCGGCCCCUGUUGACUGGCAACCUGAUCAAUACAUCCGACGAUUCCUACUACCGACAGGCGAAUACGUCUCUUGUGUAUUAUGGAACAAUCUAUUUCACAUUUCGGGUACCGACAUUGUGCGAUGCCUUUCUUUUCGAUUCCAAGCUUUCGGUCGUCCCGUGAAGAACUCGAAGAAGUUUGAAGAAGGUAUCUUCUCGGACCUUCGAAAUUUGAAAUCCGGCACGGAUGCUUCUUUGGAGGAACCCAAGAGCCCCUUUUUGGAUUUCCUGUACAAGAACAAUUGCAUUCGAACACAAAAGAAGCAAAAGGUCUUUUAUUGGUAUAGCGUACCGCAUGACCGUCUUUUCCUCGAUGCCCUCGAAAGAGAUUUGAAGAGAGAAAAGAUGGGCCAGGAGGCUACUACUAUGGCCGUCAGUGAGCCUGCUCUAUCGUUCCAAUACGAUUCAUCUCAAUCGCUCUACGAGCAAUUAACAAAAGCCCAACAAGCGAAUUCUUCGUCUUUCAGUGCCCAACAAGUGGCUUUUUCUCAGUCCCAAGCCCCAUCCCCGGUGAUGAGGGCAAUGGAUCCCAUGCCUCCCCCGCAAAUGAUGCCUCAGUCGAUGGCCCCUUUAGCGGAUGGGAUGGACGCCAUGGUUUCAUACAACACGAUGACAAUGGCACCGGCUAUGCCCCAACAGGUCCCCCAAGUGGUAAAGAGGGAGCCUGAUUUCAGCCGCGUUCAAUACAACCAGAACGGUGUUCCUAUGGCUCAUAGCCACCAACGUCAUGCUUCAAUGCCUGCGUAUGGUCUUGAAUACUCGCCUGCCCCUUCGUUCGUGUCUUCUCACUACGAGGAUUACAGCAACCGAGGUAUUUCUUUCGAGCCGAUCACCCCUCCUCAACAAGCUUUAGGAAUUGGUGCCGAACCCGCCUACAUUGCUAACGAGGAGACUGGUUUGUACACGGCAAUUCCCGACCACCUCAGUGGUGUCAGCGGUUUGAACGGUAUGAUGCAGCUACCACCCUCUAAUCUAGCCGGGCCUCAGUUUUCGCGUCCUUAUGGCUCUAACAACGUCUACUCUGUAAUCGAAGGAUCGCCGACAUACAAACAGAGAAGACGGCGUUCAUCCAUCCCUCCUUCCAUAUCGGCGAUCGCAGCAGCCACUGCUCAAGCUCAAGUAGCUGCUCACCGACCUUCAGACUUGAGGAGAUCGGUUUCCGCAUCAGUUGGUCCUGUUGCUGAAGGCGAUGAGUCCCAGGGCAAUUCGCCUCCUGGCCUCUCUUACAGCAACUCAACAAUUUCUCUUACCAACCAGCAACAUAUGGAGAUGUCGCGACACGGCACUCCAUUGUCAACGGUAGAAGGCAGCCCUGCUCUUAACCCCAUGUCUCUUCAGCGACAAGAGUUCCCUCAGUUUACCAACGAGGACCUAAACGGUGACGGCUCAAUGAGCGAACAGCGAGUGAUGCAACCUGGACCUAAUGUAGUGCGCCGAGCGCGCUCCGCCACUGUUAUGGAACUGGGUCCCUAUCCCCAAAAGUCGCAUUCAUGCCCGAUUCCCACGUGUGGCCGCCUCUUCAAGCGCCUCGAGCACCUGAAGCGACACGUGAGAACACAUACCCAAGAAAGACCCUACAUCUGCCCCUAUUGUAGCAAGGCAUUCUCUAGAUCCGACAACCUAGCACAACACAAGCGAACACACGACCGUAGUGAAGGUGUCGACGGCGGGUUGAACCUGUCUGGCGAGGAUGAGGAAGACUAUUCCGGCGAGGACCAGCUCGGUUCGCUGGAGGAAGCCUCGCCAAACUCGGAAUCUGGUUACAUUCCUACCUCUCUGAGUUCCGUCACCACGUCGGCAUCUGCUGGCAAUGGUCUUGCUACAGGUGGGAUGAAUCAGUCAUCCUUUAAUCCCUUACAAACACUGAGCAUGCCCAUGACAAUGAGCACGCCAGCGGGGGCGAUGUAA
Messenger RNA from Hypoxylon trugodes, 2091 nucleotides. RefSeq names its product STE-domain-containing protein. The transcript is spliced from 4 exons. Lineage: Eukaryota; Fungi; Ascomycota; Sordariomycetes; Xylariales; Hypoxylaceae. The record is from RefSeq and is a predicted model, not a curated record. Gene Ontology annotation, molecular function: DNA-binding transcription factor activity. Gene Ontology annotation, cellular component: Tec1p-Ste12p-Dig1p complex; Ste12p-Dig1p-Dig2p complex; nucleus. Bases 1 to 2091 code for a protein of 696 amino acids. Gene Ontology annotation, biological process: regulation of DNA-templated transcription; sexual reproduction.